AUCAACCAACAUAGAAAGUCGAGCACAUACCUUUCACAAGUCCUACCACCACAGUCGCUACCGAACUUUGCUCGUGUUCUAUCCACACCCCCCGCAUAAUAAUCGCCGACCCGCGCCCGUAGAUAAGGACUACGAUCAUCACACACAAUCACCCAACAUGGAUGCACUUCCUGAUGCCUCGCAAUCCACCUCAUACAGAUGCUCGACGCCUAGCACGCCCGACACACCCGUCUCGCCCGCAUCUUCGACCACAAGUUCGUACUUUAGUUCGUCCUCGUCCGGUGAGCCGCAGGUCCCGUUUCAAAUCAUCGUUACGUUCGACGGCAAGGUGCGCGAGAUGCUGCGGAUAGAGCGGGACGAGAACUCGCCUAUCCAGGCACCCAGACCACGAAAAGCACCUAGGCCGAGAUACUAUGCAAGGAACACAGAGUAGAGAUAGAGUGGCGGUAGGGAUCAGUCAGCGAGGGCGGAACGGUUUGGAUGGGGCGAAAAAGAAAAAAGGCGUUCGAUGAUUGGAAUGGAUUCACUAUGGCGUUAUGAAAAGGAAAGGAAUUUGUCGCUUGCAGUGGCUAUAAAGGAUAGUUGGAGCCAACAGGCCUGAAACACGUUAGCAGUCGUCAAGAAGAAUGUGGGGUAGGCUUUUGUUCGAGAUUUAUAAUAAUUGAAGAUUAUUUUGCUUGGAAGUUAUAAGCACUGCAU
Bipolaris maydis ATCC 48331 is the source of this 699-nucleotide messenger RNA. NCBI's taxonomy places the organism in Eukaryota, Fungi, Ascomycota, Dothideomycetes, Pleosporales, Pleosporaceae. The record is from RefSeq and is a predicted model, not a curated record.